Drosophila innubila is the source of this 1223-nucleotide messenger RNA. RefSeq names its product thioredoxin-related transmembrane protein 2 homolog. Lineage: Eukaryota; Metazoa; Arthropoda; Insecta; Diptera; Drosophilidae. Gene Ontology annotation, molecular function: disulfide oxidoreductase activity. The record is from RefSeq and is a predicted model, not a curated record. Bases 114 to 935 code for a protein of 273 amino acids. The transcript has a single exon. Gene Ontology annotation, cellular component: membrane-bounded organelle.
CACUUUGCUCGUCGCCAAAAUUAGCUAAUAACAAAAGAAAAACACGGGAAGUUGUUAAUUAAAAAGGUGACCUAGAUUUGGAGACAGAACGUCAGACGACGCAUUGCAACGCCAUGUCGUUGAAGAAGGAGCUGCAAAUACUCGCGAAACCCUACUAUUGGGUUAAUAUACUGCUGGCAAUCUCAUAUCUGCUGGCAAAGAAAACGAAGGUGAUUUGCACACGCAUUUUUCAGCAUGCUGGUGAGGAUGACGUCUGCGAUAUGGACAGCCGCGAGGUGGAGAUACUGUUCUUUCUGCUGAUUGUGGUCAUGAUACGGUCCCGCAAAACAGGCAGUGUUACCAUGAUCAACUAUCUAUCUUCAUCGUUCCUGUACACAAAGGUGGCCAAUAUGAUACUUUGGUCCUAUGCUGACUUCAGAUAUGGAUUGGGAUUUCUGCUAAUGUGCAUCUUGGUCGGCAUGCUGCUGCCGGAGCCAUCGUACCGUGGACCUGAGCACAUCACCUACUUCCGCAAUGCGCAGGUCUUCGAGGAGGAACUGACGCGUGACAAGCGCACAACUUGGUUGAUUUGCUUCUACACGGUUUGGAAUCCCAGCUGUGUUAACUUUGCGCCCAUAUUCGCCGAGUUGUCCGCGGAGUACAACACCGAGCUGUUAAAGUUUGGAAAAAUCGAUAUUGGUCGCUUCCCGGAUGUCGCACAAAAGUAUCGCAUAUCGGACAGCAGCUUCUCCCGCCAGCUGCCCUCUGUCAUACUGUUCCAGCAGGGUAAGGAGGUGGAUCGCCGACCUUGUGUCGAUGCCAAGGGCAAGCUGCAAAAGUUCUUCUUCUCCAGCGACAAUGUGCGUGCCACCUUUGGACUGAAUCAGCUCUACAAACAGGCCGUGGAGCGGCUUCCGGCCAAACCAGCGACAGUGGAGUCCAAGAAAUCCAAGUAGUUCAAUGAAUUUACCAAAUGCCAUCUCACUUCAACGCUUGUACGUGCUAGCAUUUGUUGAUUGUUUAGCUUUUAGUUAUUAUAAUUUACGAAAACCUCGAAGACACGUACGUAAUCGUACUACAACUAUGUAACUAAAAUUAUAAACUGUAACUAAUGCAUUUGCAUACAAAUUGCAAAACACGUUGCCAUUACCUAAUUUAUUAUUUGUUCAUUUGUUUAAUUUGUAGCUAAAUUCAAGUCAUAAAUCGUAAUUAAUAAAAUUGUAAUAGAAAUCUGAUCAAGUCAA